UAAAUUAUUAGUAGUACGAACUUCAAAUCUGGCAAUAUGCCCUUUGAUCAUUACAAAACCAGAUGUUUACGUGAAGAAGAAAUAAUCUGAAUAAAAUUUCAUGCCUCUUUGAGUCAUCGAAGUUGUUUAAAUUGUAUUAAUUGUUUUCAUUUUCUUUUCUGAUUCUACUACACACUGACCAGCUAUUUAUUUUUAAGGCAUCUUAAAGAUUUCAGUGGCCAAAAUGUCUGGUUUUGAUGCUAAUCCGUUUGCAGACCCUUUUAAUAGCAGUCCCUUUUCGGAUCCUGCAGUUACCAGUGUUACUAAUCAAACAAAUAAUUCUCAAGCUGGUCUAGAUGAUUACAACCCAUUUGCUGAUCAACAAAGAUCUCAACAAAAUAAAACAUCCACAGGAACAUUGCCUCAGUAUAAUACUUCUCAAAUAAAGCCUGAAUCUUCACAGCCAGCUGUAAUGCAACCAAUUUCUGAACCACCUCCUGCAUACAGUCCAACUGCUGCUCAACCACUAAUAUCAGCUGAGCUACAAAGAAAAGAAGAGGAGUUACGAAAAAAAGAAGCUGAGCUUCAAGCUAAAGAAGAAGCUCUGAGGGCUGGUACAUUUGAUGCAAGAGCAAAUAAUUGGCCACCAUUGCCAGAGUCAUUUUGUGUUGGACCCUGCUUUUAUCAAGAUAUUGCAGUUGAUAUCCCUCUGGAAUUUCAAAAGCUUGUGAAAACAAUGUAUUAUUUAUGGAUGUAUUAUGCUUGUGUAUUGUGUUUAAACAUGCUGGCUGCUUUAGCUCUAUUGAUAGCAGGUGCUGGAUCUGCUACUUUAUUUGGAUUUGCCUUGUUGGCUUUUCUUCUCUUUACACCAUUGUCAUUUGUUUGCUGGUUCAGACCUCUUUACAAAGCUUUCAGGUCAGACAGCUCCUUUAACUUUAUGGUAUUUUUCUUCAUUUUCUUCUUUCAAUUCAUUCUGUCUCUUGUCUAUGCCAUUGGAAUUGAAGAUUUCGGGUCAUGUGGAUUCAUUAUAGGAUUGAAGGCUAUUGGUACAAGUCCUGUAGCUGGUACCCUAGCUUUACUAUUGGCUAUUAUGCAUUCGAUAUUUGCAGGAGCAUCAUUUUUUCUUCUAUUAAAGAUUCAUCGAAUCUAUCGGGGCACUGAACACAGCUUUGCUAAAGCUCAAGAAGAAUUUACUACUGGAGUUCUCAGAAACCCUCAUGUGCAGAAUGCUGCUGCUGGGGCUGUGGCUGGAGCUGCUCGGCAAGCUAUGAAUCAACCUUUUAGUGGUAAUCGAUACUAGCAAAGUCGGAACCCAUGACAGUAUGACACAUUUUGAAAACAAAACUAAGUCCAAGCAGUGGAUACAACAUACAGUCAAAAAAGAGGGAAAAAUUCAGUGGGAUGACAAGUUAUAAUAAACAUCUAUUUUAUCUGCUGUAAAUCUUAGUUGCAUUUGUUCUGUAAAUACUUAAUUUUCUAUUUCAUUGUGAUUGAUGCAGCUUUGCAACCCUUCAGAUGGACUGAAAUCAAUGCUGCUAUGAUUUAAGUUUAACACGAGAUUUCUAAUAAGUCAUCCAGCUUUGCUAUUUUUAUUUUCGAUUGAAGUCUUUUGUGUUAUGUUUAUGUGAAAUAAAAAGUAUACACUUGCAUAUUUUUUUUUCAUUAUCAAUUAAAAUAUCUUCAAGAAACUAUGCAUGAUUUGAGAGUGGGAUAUUUUCUCCUACUGAUUAGUUAGAAAUAUUUCAAUGUAUUCUAAAGAAAUAUAAUCUUAUAAAAAAACUCUAGUUUCUCUUUACUAUAAUUUUCUCACAAUUAUUAAGUAAAAAAUUACUAUGAUUUAAGUGAAGAAUAAUAUUUCUCAUCAAUGGAUAUUGGCAGGUUAUGAAUUAUUCAAGUUAAAGCCUUAUAAAAAUUAAUCCACUUAUAUUUUCGUCAUUUAUAUUUCUCUCUUUGAUUAAAUAAAAAAAUUACUAUGCAUGAUAUUAAUGAAUAAUGGUUGAUUAUAAAUUGUCUAUUAUUCAAGAUAAAUUCUUAUGAAAAUUAGAAUCUUAUAAAUAUGAGUUGUUUAUUUAUAAUUUAAAGCUCUCACUGAUUAAAUGAAAGAAAUCACUAUGCAUGAUUUGGAUAAGAAAUAUUAUUUAUCAUCAAAAAAUAUUAGCUUGUUACAAACAUAAUAAGUAUUCAUGUUGGAUACUUAUAAAAAUAAGUCUAGAUUAUUUUUACUAUUAAGAUCAUUAUUAAUUCAAUAAAAUAAAAAAAUAUGCAUGAUUUGGGAAAGAUAAUGAUCCCUCUUUGAUUCAUUAAAAAAUUAUGUUUGGUAUGGGGUAUUAUUUUUUUCCAAUGAUAUUUGUUAAAUGUUUACAAAUAAUUUAUGUUGGAAUAUAAUAAUAUAUAUUUUUAACCAUUGAAAAUACUUUUUUAUGAUAUGUAUUGAUUGUUAUCCACCCGUUUUUCCAGCAUUUUACUGCACAAAAUAUAAGUAUAUAUUAGUAAUGCAUAACUUGAUAUGAGUCAUUUUAUUAGUAGGUGGUAGAAAAUUUAAAAGAUUGUGGAUUCAAAAUAUUUUUGCCCCACUUGUUGAAGUGUGUAUUUUUGUAAAUGUCAAUGACGUUGCUGCUUCUAAUAUAACUUAAACCCUCAAUUUAUUCUCAAUAUUUGUAUAUAAAAAAUUUUCCAUCCAUUCUAAUUUGAAUGUCUACUUUCUAACUUAUGCUUUCUAUAUUAGCAAAAAUAGAUUGCACUAUUAUUCCUUUUCAUGAAGAUCCUUCAAAAGUAUUUAGAUUAUAUCUUUUUAAAAUAAAAUUUUUAAAAAAAUGAACUAAUUUUAAAAAUUUAUAGUUUAUUUAGUAAUUUUAGAUGAUAAUGUAACUUUCAGUAUAAUUUUUUUUUUAAUAUCUCAUUCCUGAAUGAUUUUAAAUAGCCCCUUUAUGCUCUAAAAAUCAAAAGUCUUGAUUGUAAAGUAUAGACAUUGAAUUAUUUAACUAAUGUAUCCUCUCACACGUUUAAAAAAUGUUCCUUUUGAGGCUCAUCUCUCCAUGUUUGAUUAUGUAAAUGGAAUUCGUGUUCUAUUUGUUAUGAGCUUUUUAUGUAUAUGUUGAUAUUAGUUAGAAUUAAAUAAAAUUUAUGAUAAAAAUUGA
Molecule: messenger RNA, 3116 nt
Organism: Parasteatoda tepidariorum (common house spider)
Lineage: Eukaryota; Metazoa; Arthropoda; Arachnida; Araneae; Theridiidae
Gene: Scamp
Product: secretory carrier membrane protein
Biological process (GO): protein transport
Cellular component (GO): recycling endosome membrane; trans-Golgi network membrane
Source: RefSeq, a predicted model, not a curated record